Penicillium soppii is the source of this 1059-nucleotide messenger RNA. RefSeq names its product FAD-dependent oxidoreductase. Lineage: Eukaryota; Fungi; Ascomycota; Eurotiomycetes; Eurotiales; Aspergillaceae. The record is from RefSeq and is a predicted model, not a curated record. Gene Ontology annotation, molecular function: D-amino-acid oxidase activity; FAD binding. The transcript has 3 exons. Bases 1 to 1059 code for a protein of 352 amino acids.
AUGGGCGAAUGCGACCAAAUCGAUCCAGAAGAACUGCCCUUCGCCCAAAGACCCAUCGUGGUUCUGGGAGCGGGGAUCAUUGGUUGUGCGACUGCCCGGCAAUUAUUGAUGAAGGGAUUUCCGGUUGUGCUGGUCGCCGAAUAUUUGCCAGGAGAUCAGAAUAUCUACUACGCAUCGGCCUGGGCAGGAGCAGCAUGGCAUGCCGCUGGCGGUAUUACUCCUGAUCAACGAUAUCUCCAAGCAGUCACUCACCGUGUACUACUCAAGAUGGCACAAGAUGAUCCCGAGUCAGGGGUGAGCAUUGUCAAUGCACGGGAAUAUCUUGAACAGAAGCCUGCGCCCGACUCAGCAAUAUGGGGCAAGACGGUGGUUUCCAAGUUUCGUGAAAUGAACCCGGACGAAUACCCUUCCAACUUCAAUUGUGCCUGGGCCUAUGAAACGCUUGUCACCGAUCCAACCAGACAUAUGCCCUAUCUUGGGAAACAGGUCACGUCUCUGGGAGGUCGGUUUAUCCGGCACCGUGUCGAGUCCCUCCAAGAGCUGUAUGGCAUGUUUCCAGAGUCACGGGUCUUCGUCAACGCAAGCGGAUGGGGAAGCAAGAGCUUGACAGAUGUGCGAGACGACAGUUGUUUCCCCGAGCGCGGACAAAAUGUUUUUAUGACCACGGAUAAAUGUAACACACUUUACUUCCGUAAUGGCAAGGAAUACACGUACGUGAUUCCUCGGCCACUCUCCAAGGGAGUUGUCUUGGGUGGAGUCAAGCAACAAGACAACCUGUCGCCCGAAGUCGAUAUGGAUAUCGCGCAGGAUGAGAUUGCCCGCGCACAUCGAUUAGCUCCUGAGAUUGUCCCGGAGCACCCAGCUGCAGAUUCUAUCAGUCACAUUAUCGGAAUCCGGCCUUCCCGAAAAGGAGGUUUCCGUCUUGAUUCGGAGCGCAAAGGUAACCGUAUAGUACUAUCUGCAUACGGGUUCGGUGGAGGUGGUUAUGCUUUCUCAUAUGGAGUUGCAGACGCGGUAGUGAAGAUGGUAGAAACUACAGAGCGGGAGAAUGUUAUUUAA